CAUAAUAUCUCCCCCAUCACUCAAGCUCCAUCUCCUCCUCAUCUUUUCCUAAAGCUCCACCACCUCCCUUUCCCUCCCUACUUCGCCGGACUCCACUACUCCCCGGCGGACCUACCUCUUUAACCACCUCAAGAAACAAAAUCCGCUGCCACCCAACACCCUCCCUUUUUUUUCCUUUGUGAAAUACAAUUAAAUGGCCUUAAUCUCCUCCAUCUCCCCAAGACCAGUACCAAAACUCUCAAUCUCUACAAAAGCUCAGAACUUCGUUUCUCUAACUUCUUAUUCUUCAUUUACUUGCCAUUCUCUUCCAAUGAAAAGAUUAAAUAAGGGCUGGCCGAAGAAUGGAGCACGGUUUACAUUUGCUUGUUCAACCUCACCGUUUAUAGGAAGAGUUGGGUCACAGAGAAGAGAAGGCAACGUUUCUUUAUUGCAUUUUGGGAUUAACCCAAAUGCAGAGGUCUCAAAGACCGAUUCUUCUCAGGUCUUAUCAGCUAUGCUUCCUUUUGUUGUUGCUGCCACCGCAAUAGCUGCUCUUGCUCAGCCUGCCACUUUCACUUGGGUAUCUAAGGAGCUGUAUGCUCCAGCUCUUGGUGGGAUCAUGCUGUCAAUUGGGAUUAAACUUUCUAUUCAUGAUUUUGCUCCUGCAAUUAAACGACCUUUACCACUAUCUGUUGGGUUUAUCGCGCAGUAUGUGCUCAAACCAGGCCUUGGAGUAUUAGUUGCAAAGGCAUUUGGGAUGUCUCAGAUGUUCUUUGCGGGUUUUGUCCUAACAUCUUGUGUUGCAGGAGCUCAGUUAUCCAGCUAUGCUAGUUUCUUGAGUAAAGGGGAUGUAGCCUUGAGCAUUCUCCUUACUAGCUCCACUACCAUUGCAUCAGUCCUUUUCACACCUCUUUUAACUGGUCUUCUCAUUGGCUCUGUAGUUCCUGUUGAUGCCAUUGCCAUGUCAAAGUCAAUCUUGCAGGUUGUCCUUAUUCCAGUCACUCUCGGCCUCGUACUAAAUACCUAUGCAAAGGCAGUUGUAAAUUUACUGAAUCCUGUCAUGCCAUUUGUUGCUAUGGUGUGCACUUCGCUUUGUAUUGGGAGUCCGCUAGCAAUAAAUAGAAGUCAGAUUCUUUCCAAAGAGGGUCUCUGGUUGAUUUUUCCAGUAUUGACAUUUCAUGCUGUGGCAUUCACUUUGGGAUAUUGGGUCUCCAAAAUUCCAGCUUUGAGGCAAGAGGAAGAAGCUAGCAGGACAAUUUCAUUAUGUACAGGAAUGCAAAGCUCCACUUUGGCUGGACUUCUAGCUACCCAUUUCCUCGGGAGCACACAGGCUGUCCCACCAGCAUGCUCUGUAGUUGCCAUGGCGAUCAUGGGUCUUUGUCUUGCCUCUUUCUGGGGUAAUGGCUACCGGAUAAGAGAUAUACCAUCCCACCUUAUCCCACAAUUUGGUUCUGCUGUCAAGGUUUAACAUAGCAAUUCCCAGGAGCGCUCUGUGGACUAGGUGAAGCUAAUUUCGCACAUAAAGAGCACUGAUAGUAUAGGGGGGGUGGGGGAUAGAUAGCGAUAAUGGCAGUGCCUGGUGUUGUAUAGUUUAAAAGCUUUUUUCACCAGCUGCAUCUUUAUUGUAUAUAUCAGAGGUAUACAAAUUACAAAAUGUAGCGAAUGCUUGAGAUGCUCUUAUCUUUCUCUAUAGCAAUGGUUUGCUUCCUUGACUUUUUUGA
This is a messenger RNA of Populus euphratica (Euphrates poplar), 1700 nucleotides long. Its product is annotated as Sodium Bile acid symporter family. The transcript has 5 exons. NCBI's taxonomy places the organism in Eukaryota, Viridiplantae, Streptophyta, Magnoliopsida, Malpighiales, Salicaceae. The record is from RefSeq and is a predicted model, not a curated record. The coding region runs from base 194 to 1447 and encodes 417 amino acids. Gene Ontology annotation, cellular component: membrane.